This is a messenger RNA of Zootermopsis nevadensis, 5975 nucleotides long. RefSeq lists its product as uncharacterized. The record is from RefSeq and is a predicted model, not a curated record. Gene Ontology annotation, biological process: regulation of transcription by RNA polymerase II. NCBI's taxonomy places the organism in Eukaryota, Metazoa, Arthropoda, Insecta, Blattodea, Termopsidae. Gene Ontology annotation, molecular function: RNA polymerase II cis-regulatory region sequence-specific DNA binding; DNA-binding transcription factor activity, RNA polymerase II-specific. Gene Ontology annotation, cellular component: nucleus.
UCUAAUCGGUAGCGAUUGAUGGCAGCAUUAACUUGUACCGUACUAUGCUGCCAUCUACUGAGUGAUUUUUUGCGUUGUAACGUAGUUCAUUUGUAUUUAGAAUGGUCAGUGUUGCCAAUACGUAAUAUUUCAUCAGUGUAUACGUUGCAUAAAUCAACUAUGAAAUGUAUUUUUUGUUGGAAUUGUUAAUUGAAGUAGGCCGUAAAGUUUUAUUUUGUUAUGGAGAUUUUCCGCGAUGCCCAUAGUAUUCUCCUUGUGCUUCGAGAUUUUUUGAAAAAGUACUUACGGGUUGCAUGUAGCCUUUAUGUCUAUUUCGGUUAUUACGGUUUAAUUAUUAGAUAGGCUGCCGUUAGGAUAGUGCGUGAUAUUUAUAUAACAAACGCUCGGUUUCAGGUAUCUUUCACUACAAGCAUGGGAACUUUAGUCUGUCCGUUGUGUUGUGAUGAAGAAUUUUCAAACCAGCUGUCACUCAGAUAUCACUUACUGAGUAUUACAGAUAAUGUGUACUGUCCUGAAUGCAGUCAGCGGUUUGAUAGCAUUCUCCAGCUUGCUGACCAUUUGGAUGGCACGUGCAGAAAAGGAAAUUUUAGGAAUAAUGAUGAAGAAUGUACAGCAGACUCUGACAUUAAUACAGAAGACAGAAUUGAGGAAGAGAUGAUGAUAAUACAUGAAAGUGAAACACCUCAAACAGAAGUUGUCACUGUGCUAAAUAAUGCAGAAAAUAUUAAGUCUGUUUUCCAUGAGGAAGUAGUGGAACAGGUGAUUGCGGUUGCUGCUGACACCCAGCUAGAUGGUUCAGAAUCAGUGUACCUUGUAUCAGAUGUUGGUGUUGAGGAAACUGCUGUUACUGGAAUUGAAAGUGAAUGUGCAGAUAUCACUGAACAGAAAGUGGAUGUUGCAGUUGAUCAUGAUAAUUCAACUGUCGCUGUGGAAGAGAGUUAUGCAAGCGGAAAUUAUGAAAUUACUGUCAGGAGCACUGUCACAGCUGAAGAGGACUUACCAGUGAAACUCUGUGACCUUGAAAAAAGUGAAUUUGUGGGAGAGAGUAGUCAGGAGUGUGGUGAAGCUGUGCAUAGUUUAUCAACAGCUGGUGAAAUGCUCAGAGGUAGCUCAGAAUCUGAAACUGUUUUACCAGACGUGCAAGAUCCAGCUGACGGACAGCUGGGUUGUGGGAUUUAUGCGUGUUCGAGCUGUGGAAUUACCUUCAGUUCUGUUAUAGAACACAUAAGAAUGUACCACGGUGGACAGGAAGUUGUUAUUGAGGUGCCAGAGGUUAAGAAGAGUGCUCUUGAGAAGUUGAUUGGGGCUUCAAAAGAAGUUUUGGGAACCAGUGCCGAACAGGUGAUAGAUAUGAAAGUUUUACCAGGGUCAAAUGAUACCAGUGAGACAGCAGAGCUGCAAGAAACAACAGAUGCUACAAAUUUUAUGUCUGGUUUCUCUGAAAUUUAUCCUGAAAACCAGAUGGCUACGUUGGAUUGUGCUGCUGUUAACAGUGAAACACAUGAAAAUACCAAACCAUGUUCGUGGUUUAAGGAGAGGAAUCGAGUUGUUGCGGAUGAAGAAAAAAUAAAGCAAAUUGUUCCAGAUCCGAAACGGGUCGGUGCGCCUGCUCAUACAACAGAAAAGCAUUUAACUAAUGAGCUGAAAUAUGUCGGUAAAGAAGUGAAAAUUGACAAAUUCUGGGAAACUAAACAGGAUGAGGAAAUGAACAGUGAAAAUGCCAGCACAGGAAAUAAAGUUAAAGUGUCUGCGUCAUCCUUACCUGCUAGACUGAAGAAGGAAAAUAGGAGAUUGGUUUUGAAGAGGGACACUAGGACCAGUAUCGAGAAAUUAUUUAGUGGUAAUUUUUUAUUAAAGGGAACAGGAGGUCGUGGAACUAGGCCAGGACCUUAUCUUGGUGUAAAUAGAGUUCCAGAGGUAAAAGUAAUCAUGAGUCCUGGUGAUAAAGGAACAGAGAAUGCAAUCUCUGUGUUUACAUGCAGUACGUGUCAGAAAGAAUUCGGUAAUGUAUCUGCGUUCGAGAGGCAUUCUUGUACUGUCGCUAAAGGUUGUACGAUGGUUUGUAAAAUGUGUGAUAUGGAUAUUAGUGACAUGAAAGCAAUGAGAGUCCAUAUGGAGUCUGUUCAUAACAUUAAGACGGAGGUUCUGAGUAUGGCAAAGAGGAAAUACAAAGUGCAAAUGUUGCCCAAACCUGUAAAAUGUGAAUCGUGCGAUAUGACAUUUACGACGCUGAGGGCUUUGAAACUGCAUAGCAAGAUGCAUGAACGGACAGAACUGAAGGUCCCCCUGGAGUGCCCAGUUUGUCACAACAUGUGUUCUAGCAACAGAACGUUGAAACAGCACAUGAAAGUGCACACAAAACCGUUACCUGCGAGGAGGAGCGAAGAUGACGCCGAGGCAGGGGAGGAGGAUGCGAUCGUUAAAGCCGAGAAGGGCGGGACGCACGGUUUGCUCGUGUGCAAAGUGUGUUACAAGUCAUUUGGUAACAACGAGGACUUGCGAGUUCAUUGGCAGGAACAUUUGGUGAACGAAGAAGAUGAAGAGGAAGAAAAGGAGGAGAAUCAAGAGGAGCAGAUGGAUGUUGUUUUAAAGGAAGUCGCAGUACCUGAGGAGGAAGGUGUGCAGACUAAGAAAAACACUGUGCCAUGUGUGAAGUGCCACAAGGAGAUAGAGAAGAGCUGCAAAGAGGAACAUAUGGCAAAACAUUUCUCACUUUUGAGGUAUGACUGUCAAAUUUGCAACAAGACCUUCAGUAAACAUGGUCAUCUCAACAUGCACAUGCGCAUCCACAGAGGAUUCAAGGAGUACUCGUGCAUCCACUGUGACAAAAUAUUUGCAAACAUGAACCUUCUCAGAACUCACGUCCAGUCUCACAUGGUUGAACGACCUUAUCAGUGUGGUUUCUGUGGACGCGGCUUCUUCCGACCUCAUGACAAAGUGGAGCAUGAACGCAUUCAUACAGGGGAGAAGCCCUAUUCGUGCUCGAUGUGUGGCAUGCGGUUCCGAGUGCGCUACUGUCUGACCCUGCACAUGAGGCGACAUACUGGUGUUCGUCCGUAUAGUUGCAAGAUGUGCGGCAAGACAUUCCGUACCGGCACGGCAUUCAAGGCUCAUACCAAGAUCCAUCUGGAUGAACGUGCGUACAAGUGCCCCUUCUGCCCGAAGAAGUUCAACACGUUGAUCCAACUGUCAGGCCACAAGAACAGCCACACGAAGCCGUACUCUUGCGCGGAGUGCAACCGGCCAUUCUCAUCUCUCUAUGCGGUUCGAAAACAUAUGUCAUCUCACGAGGAUGGGGUCAGUGGCAAGGUCCCACUCAAGUUCCAGUGCCACGUGUGUGGGGCGUCUUAUGCUCGCAGGUUUGCUCUCAGGGAUCACCUCAAGGUCCACAGCCACAACAUUCCUCCAGCAACAACUGAUAAAACUUGCUCCAAUGAUUCAUCAAGCGAUGUGUCAUGAGCUAGUGUUUGCUUUUCUUAGGUGAUGUUAUAUGAUAUCGAACAGCAUGAAACUACAGUCAAGAAUGGCGAGUAUUCAGUAUGUGCGUGCCAGCUUGUAACAGUGAGUAAAUAAAAAAUAGUUACGGUAGAAUCGAGAAAUUGCGCGUGAAAUGUUUGUCAGAUGUGUAAAUGAAAGGGCAUGAUGUUUUAUCCAGAAGUUGAUGCAAACUGAGCAGGAUAGUGUAAAAGUGGCACUCUGCACUUGUACUUAGUGGCUACCUGGUUUGAAUUCAGGCCAGGUUAUUUGCUGUUCUGGUAGUGAUUUGUUUUACUCUCUUCACAGUAAUACCCUCAAAUUGACCUUGACUGCCUCCUUCCAAUUUUAGAUUAACUCACUAUCUUAUUUAAUACUGUAUAACCUCUGCAGUUGAAUGAGUACGGUUAAAUAACCUAAGAAUUAUGCUGAACAUUGUUACUAAUCAUUGAAUUAUUAUUAUGGUUGAGGUUAUGUCCCAGGUUUAAACAUUUUUGUGUUGUUAACCAUCUUCACCCAAUGAAGCAAGUUUUCCUAGACUUGUCAGUAGCAGAGAUGACUGCCUUCUUCUGCAAGCGUUCAGAUUCAUUAUUCAUCCUUUCAUGUAGAACAGAACAGAAUUUAUUUACAUUUCAUAGGCCGAAGCUGAGGAUGUAGAACAUGUCAUAGCUCAAACACAACACUGUUCCAAAUGCAGAUAUAAAUUACGUAGUCAUAACAGUGAUUUACAGUAUAACUGCAAACAUAAUUACUCAAAAGAGCAUUACUACAGUUGCUUGGAUGUAUUUAUAAUAGCUGAGAACAUUUGGUUGAAGGGAAUUUUUCUUUGGCGUAUAAGGAGUGAGAUAGGAGAUCCACUUUUAAUUCUGGCUUAAACUUCUUUAUAUCAUGAUUCAGACUUUUGAUACUGUAGGGGGGGGGGGGGGUUAUGAAUAACUCAAUUCCAUUGUAGUAAACUCAUUUUUGAUAUUUAGUGAGGUUAGUGUUUGACACAUGAAGGCACACUUUUUGUGUCUUGUACUUACAUACAUAGUUUGAGCUACUGGCAGGGAUGUUAAUCCUAUGUAGGUGUUAAACUGUCUUUUGCAUCAAGGGAAUAGCAAGUGUUGGUAAUGGUUGUACCUAAGAAGGGACAUUUAACAGGAGGAUGAAGAAAAUUGCAUAACAAGGAGCUUCAUAAUUUGUACUCUUCACCAAAUAUCAUUAGGUUAUCAGAUCAAAGAGGAUGUGUGAGCACAGCCUAGUUUCGAACCAGGUUCCUGUUAAAUACAAGUCUACAGUAUUAUUGUUAUACCAUAUUGCUCAAUGCAGAGUUAAGGAGGUUGAAUAGACCUUAACUAGAACCAUUGGAACAUUUGUACGUUGAUGAUGUCAGCUGUAUGUCCGUAUUCCUUAACUCUGAUUUUUCCACUGUGAGUAUUGAGUUGAUUUUAGCACAUUCAUCUCAUACUGGUAUAUUUUGUUAUGAAAAUUGAAGCAUAGUCUUUGGAUUUUUCAAUUAUGAGAUAUACAGCUAUGUAAUACGUUAAAUUCUGAACCUUCUUCAUAGUACAUAUGGAACAUGUGCUUUGGCCUUGUUGGUAAAAUAUGUUUCUGUUUGAAUCUCAUAUUUCGGUCUGAGCUUUUAUCGUUGUGAACUUGUGAAUUACAACUAUUCUAUUUUAUUUAUAUUAACCCUACAUGUACCAGAACUGUCUGAGGUUUUAGACGUAAAAUUACCAAAAUGAAAUGUCUGUAACAAAACAUUAUUUUUAUAACUAAACCUAACCUACCCUAAUCUAAUGGGUGUUACACCAACUAAAACCUUUUAACUCCGAACAGCUGCAUCUGUUGAAAAUUAAACCAAAGUUGGUUUUCAGAGAAUCCUUUAUUAAAAAUUUAUGUGAAAUUCACAAACUUAUUUAUGUGGUCAAACACAAAUAUAAAGUACCUGCUAUGCAGGCAUCUAAGAUAUGUAGAAUGUACAUUUUCAAAAUUCAUGAAUUGAAAUAAGCAGAAAGAAAAGACUUCCCUUUUUUGUAGUAUAUUUAAAAUUAAAAUUAUGUUUUGAUUUGUAUUGUAUUACAUAGUACUUCCUGAUUGUGUCUUUCCACAUAGUUAAAGAGGUGCUCCAUAGAUGGCAGGGCAUGGUAGUUUUAUUGUUUUUCUGUGAUGUCCAUUUAAACAUUGUAAUAGCUCUUGAACCUGCCAAAAAAGAUUGAAGUAAUUGGUGUGUGACGUCUGCUAAGUUUCGCCCACAAUGUGCUAAAUAAAUAAAUGGAAGACAUAUUUUUACUCUGUUAAGUCACAACAAAUUUAAUUCCAUUGUAAUAUACUAAGUUUGAGUUGGAAGUGUGUCUCAUUUAUAGUGCAGUGGCUUUUGCAGAGUAUGCACCCAUUAGGAAUACUUUAUAAACUGUUUUGUUAUGAAAGUGAACAGAGUAGUUAUGUAUAUCUGUUACGGAUAUGUGCAAAUGAAUGGAACUGUAUCUGGCCAGAAUAAAAUGUUACUGAAUUUGGGA